AUGAGCGCCACUGCUAGAGCUGGCGAUCUCGCGGUAGCUGGAACUGCACCCGGAGACGAAGGCUCAUUUGUCGGUGGAUGCUGGAAAUUCAUUCUCUGCCUCCCGUGCUACGGUUGCCUCCUCGCUAGCUUACAGCGGAGAUUCCGCCGCAUGUACCAUAUCGACGGCACGAUCUACAUUGACUACAGCGAAGGGUGCUGCUGUCCGGGCCUCGUGGUCACACGCAUGGAGAUUGAGGCUAGUCGACGCCGGGACCCGCGAAGCAGCCAGACGACACACUGGCAAGACCACGAGCACGAAUACAACGAGUUCGACACGAACAGUAACACACGCCAGAAUCUUCAAGGCUACAAGAGUCACUCGGCCAUGAGCCUGCCCAGGGGGAUCAUCGAUGCUAGUUUGUCGGAAAAGAGUCCCCUAUCUGCCGUUGCCAAAGGGCGCUCUGGUUCAGGGAGUCACCAGACGCCGACCAGCACCACAACUGAACAAGAGCACGGAAUCGGGGAGUGGAAAAUACCUGUUCGGCCUGCCUUGCCUACAAUCCCGGAGAUGAGUCGCGAGUCGUCCACUGUUACACUGGCCCUGCCAGGGCCCUCACUCGACAUCGCUGCUGCACACACAGUCAACUCCUCGAAAGGAGCCCCAGGCAGCUCAGAGAAACACGACGUGGAGAGGCCGCAAGAUAAGUCGCAGGCUAAACCGUCGGAGAAGGACGACCCCGAAGCGAAGCGUUACGAUGAAAGUCCAGUGAAACCUGGCGUGGAGCAGUCUCAGGCGAAGAACUUGGACAAGGACGACAGCGAGUCGAUGACCGAGAGUAUCAGGCAGCCAAAGCCUCUCCUGUGCAUGGGUCAGAAGUACAGCGGCCUGGCGCUCAAAGCAUGGCCCGUAUUUUCGGUGGACACGAACCAGCAAUACGCCGGUGGACACGCCCAGGAACAUUCAGGCUUGUCACUCGACGGAACCUCCAAGGUUGGCGGCAAAGGGACUCUGAGAGAGCGCCUACUUGAGCAUGCCAAGCCCGGAUCGAUCAGAUCAUGUCUAGUGGACGGCGGCGGCGGCGGCGGCGCAGAUGACACAAUGACCACAGACAGCUGCGACGAGGUUAGCUCUGCGUUGACGAUACCGUCGAGCCCAGACUGGGGCAGCGCUAUUGACGUUCAAGUAGGCCAUGAAGCCAACAGGCAUGCAGAGGCAGAUGCAGACGGAGCUGCUAGUCUUGGGGCAGAAUGGGCGGCAGUGCUAGAGUCACCAUAG
Geosmithia morbida is the source of this 1257-nucleotide messenger RNA. RefSeq lists its product as uncharacterized. Lineage: Eukaryota; Fungi; Ascomycota; Sordariomycetes; Hypocreales; Bionectriaceae. The record is from RefSeq and is a predicted model, not a curated record. The transcript has 3 exons. The coding region runs from base 1 to 1257 and encodes 418 amino acids.